This is a messenger RNA of Vanessa atalanta (red admiral), 3564 nucleotides long. RefSeq lists its product as uncharacterized. The coding region runs from base 77 to 3043 and encodes 988 amino acids. The record is from RefSeq and is a predicted model, not a curated record. NCBI's taxonomy places the organism in Eukaryota, Metazoa, Arthropoda, Insecta, Lepidoptera, Nymphalidae. The transcript has 16 exons.
CUGACGGCCUAAUACUGUACCAAAACAAAUUAAUUUAUUGAUCGAAUAACUAAUUAUCUUAAUAAUACUUCUAGAAAUGUUGCUGAAAAGAAAUUUACUCGAAACUGUAACAAUAAUAUCUUGUAGUGGCACAGUCAUAUGUAUUCUACUAAACUAUGUCACAAAUAUAUCGCCUAUCACUGGAAUUUGGUUCAUAAUUUAUCUUUUAUUAUUGUUCGUUGGGUCUGUGUUCGGCAGUUUUAAAUUUAUUCAAUGGUUACUUCACCUCAAUAAACCUUUGAAGUAUGAUUUAGAUAUUCUUUUAAAGAAAUAUCCUUUCUUGUCAUUCCUUACCGAUGUUUUACCGCAAAUUCAAAAGAAGGUUGAAAAUGAACAUACAAAAGAAUAUGAUACGAAUGAACUAAGUGUGAUAACGUCGGUAUUGGAAAAGAAGUUGGUUUCGUCGUGGUAUAUGACGUAUAUUUCGCAAGAAAUUGGUUUUCCAUUUGCAUGUAAGCAAAUGUUGGAUCAAAUGAUUGCCAAAACGUUUCAGAUAUGUAAUAAAAUAGACACUAAAGAUGUAUAUGUAGACACUUGUGGCAUAUUCAUAACUCAUUUGAAAGAAUAUAAAAAAGCUUUAAAAAGACAUGAAUCCAAUCCUGAAAACUCAAUAGAAGUACUAUACAAGAAGAUUCAUCCAGUAUUUAACAAUAAGAAGCCAGUAACAGCUGACCAUUGUACUGAUGUGUUGAGAAUUAUUCUAAAAGAAUUAGUACCUUGGGAAUUGUGGGACACACCAUACUCCGAGCUGCUCAUCAGGAUUCUUGCCAAAAAGCUAGAUAAUUUAAUUGAUAACACAAUAUCUGACCCAGUAUGGCUAAAUGACAGAUUACUCUCUCUGCUCAAAGUACAAGAUAAAAUUUCCGAAGAAAAGCCAGCCAAUGAGCCCGCUGUCGAAGUUAAUGAAGAAGAACCUAUAAAACAAGAACCUGUAAAACAAGAACCUCCUGAAGUUAAAUCUAGUCCAAGAAUUACCAAAAAGAAUGUAACACCAGUGAAUCAAAACAAUAUAAAUGAGGAACAUAAAGAAGAUGAAAAGUCUGAGCCUGAGAAGGCCGUAGAAGGGAGUGAGCCGUUGGAAAUAAAACCUGCAGCAAUCUUGAGACAACGCAGAGGUAGGCAGGGAAGGAAUGAAGUCAAGAUAUAUGACAGAAUUAUUGAAGGCAGUGUCAAAACUUGGGACACUGAUAUAGACUUACAGUGCAUCAGUGUUGGUCAGGAUCUGCUGGCUAGUCUGGAUGAGAUGACCCUAAGCCGGCUCUGGGGUCAUGAGGAGGCUGAACAAAGUCCCAAGAUGCGGGAUGCAUCCCCACAACCACUAUGGUUUGGCGAAGAAGACACGAUUGAAUCUGACCCAGAGACUAGCAAGGAUUCCAAGAAGGAAACGAGUCCCAAGCCCACCGAAGCCUUGCUGAAAGACCUUCAGACCACCGUGCACCACGCCAAGACCAAGAUAGGAGACCUGCAGGUCCCAUUAUACAUAGAUGUGCCCCGCAAACAUUCCAGUGAUGAAGCAGCGGGCAUGAUGGAGGGCCUGCUGGAUAAAGGUAUCGCAGGUAUUAAGAAGGGCCUCCGAUUCACAGGGUUAAGCGAUGAUUCACAAGAAAAAUCACCAGCUCAUAAAGAUAGGAACAGUGAAAAAAUAUCACCCUCGGAUCUGCAUAAGAGCAGACAGAAGCCAGAAGUCGUCAUGGAAGUGAAGGAGUCCUAUAUGCCUUUCGGUAACCACAAAGAAGAAAACGGGACUUCUCAUCCAUUAGUCAAACAGCAGAGGGUCACUUCACAGGAUAGUAUGCACUCGACCGCGGCGCCGCAGGCCGUCGGCGCGGGCCCGUGGGGGCGGAGGGCGGAGGGCGGCGCGCCCGAUUCGCUGUCGGAGUCCCCGGAGCCGCAGUACGAGGAGGCGGCCGACCUGUCCGCCAGCAUCGCCAAGCUGCGCACGUUGCUUCAGCACGCCGGGCCCAGGGAGGAGGCGUGGUGGGAGAGCUCGGAGCACACGCGCACGCGAGCGCACGCGCACGUCGACUCCGCCGCGCUCGCCGACGAGUAUGACAUGAACUUGGACCGCGGCUCCUCUCCCGGGCAGACGACCAACAACAUGCAGAGAUUAGACAAAUUAUUCCAGCGCACGGUCACGGGAGUGUUUAACUCGAUAAAGACAGCCGUCGGUGCCGAGGGGGAGGAGGCGCCCCCCCGGCAGCUACACGAUUGGACGUACGUGUGCACCUCGCCCGAGUUGAGUGUGAGCGGGCGCGCGGCGCGGCUGUGGGCGGCGCGGCGCGCGCUGUGGCACGUGGACGCCGCGCUCGACCCGCUGCGCGCGCUGCCCGCGCCCGCGCGCGCCGCGCCCGCGCCGCUCGACCUCGGUACGCUGCCUCGGUACGCUGCCUCGGCCCGCCUCACGCACCUUCCCCACUUGAGUUCGGGGUGCCCGGCCCCUCCUAUCUUUGUUUUGAAAUUAACCUGCGGUUUCGCAUCUGACGUGGACGCGGUCGAUGGUUGCCCUGCCCGCCUUCCUGUGAUUCAUGCGUUACUGUCUGUGCCAGAGGAGUGGUGCGCGACUGUGGGUCGCGGUUGGUGCGCUAGUGCGGAUAGUUGGUGCGCAAUAGGGGUGUCGGACGAACACCUCGCCUUCCGGCUCGCUACCCUGCUGUGUGCUGACCUAGCCGAAACCCUGAUAACCGCGUGGCUAGAUGACUUCAGCGGUUGGUUAAAGAAGCAAGUGUUCUUGUACUUCGAUCAGCUCUCUAAGCCGACGGACACGACCGCCGAAAAGAAACUAAGAAAAUUUAAUAUUGAUGAAACGUGCCAAAUCGUCUCGGAAUCGAUUCCAGAGACAUAUCUGUUCAGCGAGAAAACCGUAUCCGAUUCGGUCCGGCUUGUAGUAUCCAGCUUCAGCCACAAGGAAGUGAAUAAGGACGUAAUAUUUCGUGCGUUGGAUAUUUUCGCGGUUCACUUCAAGAAAUCCGCCGGCCUGCGGAACCCUUCCUUUGACAACAAUUAAUCUCGUUUGACUAUCGUAUUUUUAUAUUAUUGUCUAAGACUCUAUAUGCUGCAUUAAUUAUCAGAAUAACCGUGUAAGAAAUGCAAAUUCCUGUUUACUAUUAAAAUGUACGAAGAAUAUAAUAAUCACAAAAAAUCUUUAAAAGUAUUAUUAAUAUAAUUAAUUAAAAAUUAUUAACUCAAUGAUGAGAAUUUGAAAUUUCUCAUUUAUAUUUCCUUACAUUCCUUGCAAUACCAAAGAAAGCUAAACGAAAUUUAUCAAAGUACGGUUGAACUAAAAAAGUUGCCAUCCUGUUUAAUCAGAUACGUGAGAAAGAGAUGGUUAUAUUAGUCAAUGUUUUAAUAUAGAAAUUUUAUUAGUAAUAGAACUGUCAACAGUUUUUUUGUUCAUUUAUUAUGUUAUUUUAUAUGCAUGUAUGUAUUUUUUGUGCUGGUCACACUUGUAAAAAAUGAUGUUAUAUUGCAACACUUUUAACAACUUAUUACCAAGACUUUACAUUUUAAGACAUUAUGGAUCUCUGG